ACGGUGAGUCCAGCUGCAGGUGAACAUCCUCUUCAGUACAACUACACCUUCUGGUUCAGUAGAAGAACUCCCAGUCGUCCAGCCAGUUCACAGAGCUACGAACAAAACAUCAGACAGAUCGGAACUGUGGCAUCGGUGGAGCAGUUCUGGAAGUUUUACAGUCACCUCGUGCGACCAGGUGAUCUGAGUGGACACAGCGACUUCCACUUGUUCAAGGAGGGAAUCAAACCCAUGUGGGAGGAUGAUUGUAACCGCAGCGGAGGAAAGUGGAUCAUUCGUCUGAGAAAAGGUCUCGCCAGUCGCUUCUGGGAAAACAUCAUCCUUGCUAUGGUGGGCGAGCAGUUCAUGGUGGGAGAGGAGGUCUGUGGAGCCGUGGUCUCUAUACGCUUCCAGGAGGACAUCUUGUCGAUCUGGAACAAAACGUCUAACGAUCAGACGACGACGUCCAGGAUCCGAGACACGUUGAGACGAGUCCUGAACCUUCCAGCCAACACCAUCAUGGAGUAUAAGACUCACAACGACAGCCUCAGGGACAACUCGAGCUUCAGAAACACAAAGAUUUCCCUCUGAAGACGUGUGUGUGUGUGUGUGUGUGUGUGUGUGUGUGUGUGUGUGUGUGUGUGUGUGUGUGUGUGUGUGUGUGUGUGUGUGUGUGUGUGUGUGUGUGUGUGUGUGUGUGUGUGUGUGUGUGUGUGUGUGUGUGUGUGUGUGUGUGUGUGUGUGUGUGUGUGUGUGUUCAAAAUAGUUUGUUUUGAACAUACAUAUGUAAAUGACCUGAGAAAUAAA
This is a messenger RNA of Platichthys flesus (European flounder), 786 nucleotides long. RefSeq names its product eukaryotic translation initiation factor 4E type 2-like. Gene Ontology annotation, cellular component: eukaryotic translation initiation factor 4F complex; cytoplasm. Gene Ontology annotation, molecular function: translation initiation factor activity; RNA 7-methylguanosine cap binding. Gene Ontology annotation, biological process: translational initiation. NCBI's taxonomy places the organism in Eukaryota, Metazoa, Chordata, Actinopteri, Pleuronectiformes, Pleuronectidae. The record is from RefSeq and is a predicted model, not a curated record.